UUUCUUGAAUGCCAGUGCCAUGGAGUAAAUACAUGUUUUUACCUGUAGAUUCGUUUGAUUCAAUUCAGUAUAAUUGCGUAUACUAAUUUAGCGCAAGUUGUUAAUGAAACACUGAACACCUUGCUCCCUACCUGUCUGAUUUUAGAUAUAUGCUCUCAUCUUAGGACCUUCCGCAAGUGAGCAGUUGUGAGAGAUGGAUCCCAAGACGAAGUCUGAGCCGAUGCGCGUGCUGGUUACGGGCGGUUCUGGUUUGAUUGGGAAGGCUAUAGAGCAGGUGGUGAAGAACGAAGGUGGGUCUCUCGAGGGGGAGCAGUGGAUAUUUAUUUCCUCCAAAGAGGCCAACCUUGUAGAUCUUCAACAGACGAAAGCAGUGUUUGCGAAGUAUCGGCCCACCCAUGUAAUUCACCUGGCUGCCAAGGUGGGAGGACUUUACCUUCACAUGAAGGAGAACCUACACUUUCUGCGGGACAACCUUCGGAUUAAUGACAACGUCCUGCAGACAGCUCACGAAAUGAACGUCACCAAGGUGGUGUCUUGCCUGUCCAGCUGCAUCUUCCCGGACAAGACCACUUAUCCUAUUGAUGAGAGCAUGAUCCACAAUGGGCCUCCUCACAGCUCCAACUUCGGCUACUCAUAUGCCAAGAGAAUGAUUGACAUUCAGAACAGGGGGUACUUUGAGCAGUAUGGGCGUCGCUACACAGCCGUCAUCCCCACUAAUGUGUUUGGUCCUAAUGACAACUUCAACCUGGAAAAUGGACACGUGCUGUCAGCACUUAUGCAUAAGACCUACCUCGCCAAGAAGGAGGGAACAGCGCUGCAGGUUUGGGGGACUGGAACACCCAGGAGACAGUUCAUCUACUCUUUGGAUGCAGCACGUCUGUUAAUCUGGGUUCUACGGGAGUAUGAUGAGAUUGAACCAAUCAUUCUUUCUGUGGAUGAAGAGGAGGAGCUUCCCAUCAAGGACGCUGUGAAGAUGAUUGCAGAUGCCCUGGACUUCAAAGGUCCAAUAGAAUUCGACACCAGCAAGUCUGAUGGUCAGAUGAAGAAGACAGCCAGCAACCGGAAGCUGCGACACUACCGACCCGACAUCACCUUUACACCCCUCUCUGAAGGUAUCACGAAGACGUGUGAGUGGUUUGUGAAGAACUACGACAUCGCCCGAACAUGAUGACCCCAGCACUGAUUGGCUAAUGCUAUGUUUCAGAACUACCACUGGUGGCCUUUGGACGGGAAGGUUCUGGGUGUUAAUCGCAUAAUAUUCCUCUCUGGGUUGUACUUCACCUGUCUGAUUUUUAAAUGUCAUUUUACAAUGAAAACAAAAGGGAAAAACUGAAUGUUUACAGUUCUGAUUCCUUGAUUAUUAAUAUAAUAGAUUUUUCUUCUUUUAAAAUAAGUGUUGGAUUUCCUUCAACAGUUAUGAUAGAAACAAAUAAACACAAGUGCCUUGGAAUAUGUUCAAGGAGCAUUGGUGAGACAUGUUUUUGAAAAAUAAAAUAAUUUAGCUUUAUUUAUACUGAGAAAUAAAAUAAGACCAUAAAAUAAACACAUGGAUUAAUUUGAUAUGUGGUGAUGAUUUAAAUAUCUAAAAUAAAAUCAGUUUUACACGAUUCAUGAAUAUGUAAGAAAAAAGUAUAGUGCGCUCAACACAUUUGCCAGUGUUAGAUUUGUCAGCAACUGUACCAAAGCAAGUGAUAAAUGUCCUAGCGUAUGUUCUAGUUUGUUGUACUUUUACUUUUAUGUGUGCUGGUCAUUGAUUGGUUGUAGUUCUUAUUGCUCAAAUGUAAUACAUUUGAUUGCAUUGGAAAUAAACACAAUGGCAACACA
Esox lucius (northern pike) is the source of this 1824-nucleotide messenger RNA. RefSeq names its product GDP-L-fucose synthase. Gene Ontology annotation, biological process: nucleotide-sugar biosynthetic process. The transcript has 11 exons. The record is from RefSeq and is a predicted model, not a curated record. NCBI's taxonomy places the organism in Eukaryota, Metazoa, Chordata, Actinopteri, Esociformes, Esocidae. The coding region runs from base 194 to 1168 and encodes 324 amino acids. Gene Ontology annotation, molecular function: GDP-L-fucose synthase activity.